GGGAGUGGAGCCGGAGCUGUCCGCGGUGCUGAACCCCCGCCGCUGCAGGAUAAUCCGCGCACCGGGUUUCAGAUGACAUGACCUCACCUGUGACACCAGCCCGACGGUUUCUUGAUGACUGAGUCCUAAAGUGAGGAUGUUCCUGGUGACUCCUGGUGAUCUAAAAAUAGAAGCUUUUCAGGAAAUCAACAACUCAGUGCAGCAUGACCAGAGCAUUAAAAUGAUUUGAAGAUAAUAACAUCGUCCUAAGUGCUACAACUUGGAUUAUUUACAGCCUGUAAACAUAUUGAUUUAUAUGUGGAACCUCUUUAGCCACAUAAUAAAGAUUUAUACUUCACUUUGUAAUUACAGUCAAGGCAUUCCCAUCGCUUCUGUUCAAUGACACUAAAUAAACAGAGAAGUUUAAAUAUAGGGUAUCAUUAAGUUCACUUGAGAUCACCAGAGUAUGUGUUGGAGAAGAGACAUAGAGGAGCACCUGAACACCAAACAGUGAGAUCUAAUUAAACCUCAGUGAGCAUGCCUCAGCUUGCUGCUCAGGUUACCAGAGGGCUUAUUAAUUUCCACCACUGAUUUGUACCACAUCCUUUCUCUUUGCCUUGUGGUUCACAGGAAACACUGCACUUACUUUUAAACAGCUGCAAUAUUCCCUCCCUUGCAAAAUGAGCGACACAACCUACUGGGUUGUUGACUAUGAUCUCUCCUCUCCUGCUCCACCUGGGCUCCCCAAGAUAGCGCACCCAGAACAAGGAACAGCCCUGUGUUUCGUGGGCCUCCUCGUGUUGCUUUUGCUCUUUCUUGUGGUCCGCUGCGUUCGUAUUUUGUUAGAUCCUUACAGCAGCAUGCCAUCAUCAUCAUGGAUGGGCCAUAAGGAUGGUCUGGACAAAGGACAGUUUGAUUAUGCAAUGGUGUAAAGAGAAAAGGUGACUGGGGAAGAUUAAUCAUAAGAUUAGAGGAGAGGAUCUCCUGCAGAACUUUGGACUAUUUUAUUUGUGAUGUUCUAACCUUAACUGUUCAGCCUCUGACAAUGAAAACAGAUGCAAUGUUAAGCAUAAUGGUUGCUUUGUG
Molecule: messenger RNA, 1065 nt
Organism: Melanotaenia boesemani (Boeseman's rainbowfish)
Lineage: Eukaryota; Metazoa; Chordata; Actinopteri; Atheriniformes; Melanotaeniidae
Product: cortexin-1
Exons: 2
Coding region: 660-911 (83 amino acids)
Source: RefSeq, a predicted model, not a curated record